This is a messenger RNA of Sphenostylis stenocarpa, 1137 nucleotides long. Lineage: Eukaryota; Viridiplantae; Streptophyta; Magnoliopsida; Fabales; Fabaceae. The record is from the annotation of a GenBank genome assembly.
AUGGCCAGAGAGGCAUUCAUUUUGAAGGAAAGCGCCUUGUUAUCUCUCAGAGCGUUGAAGAGCUUGUUCACGUUGAUAUGUGCCGUUGCUAUGCUGCUGCUGCUGCUGCCGUUCAGAGGGCGGAGGAGGGUGUCCCAGGCCGAGAAACCUGGCAACAAGGAGGAAUGUCACCGAAAAGGCACAAUGGUGCGCAUGCCGGCCAAGAUGCUGCCGAGGAAAAGUGGUGUUUGUGUGGUGUUGGCAAGGAGGGAGUUGGCCAUAAGGAGGGUGGUGGAGGAUGAUGAUCAAAGGUGUGUUAGGGAGUAUUGGCUUUUAGGAACCAAAAGGGGUGACACCAUUUUCACACAAUGUUGGACACCACUUUAUCAUGAGAUCAGGGGACUCGUUCUUCUUUUGCAUGGUCUUAAUGAACACAGUAGCAGAUAUAAUGAUUUUGCAAAGCAGCUGAAUGCUAAUGGCUACAAAGUUUACGGGAUGGAUUGGAGUGGUCAUGGUGGAAGUGAUGGGCUACAUGCAUAUGUGCAUUCUCUUGAUGAUGUUGUUUCUGAUAUGAAAGUAUUUCUUGAAAAGAUUAUAAAUGAAAAUGAUGGGCUUCCAUGUUUCUGCUAUGGACACUCAACAGGUGCAGCCAUUAUUCUUAAGGCACUGCUUGAUCCAAAAGUUGAAGCCAGCAUAGUUGGUGCUACAUUCACCUCACCAGCAGUUGGAGUGGAGCCUUCUCAUCCAAUUUUGGUGGCAGUUGCACCAAUACUUUCAUUUUUGCUGCCAACAUAUCAAUGUAAUUCUGCAUAUAAGAAGGGAAUAGCAGUCUGUAGAGAUCCAGAGGCUCUAGUUGCUAAAUAUUCAGAUCCACUGGUAUGUACUGGAUCUCUAAGAAUACGUACUGGCUAUGAAAUUCUUCAAAUCACAAGCUACUUGCAACAAAAUCUCAGAAAACUGAGAGUUCCAUUUCAAGUUCUCCAUGGCACUGCUGAUUCUGUUACUGAUCCUGAUGCUUCUCAAAAACUAUAUGAACAAGCAUCCUCAACAGACAAAACUAUCAAAUUGUAUGAAGACUUCUCACAUGACCUCCUCUUUGAACCUGAACGAGAGGACAUCACUAGGGACAUAAUUCAAUGGUUGAAUAGUAGAAUAUGA